GGCUACAGAAGACUUUUUUUUCGUUGUUAAAAUGGUUGUGCAAUCAUCCCAACCGAGUGGAUUAGCAUGGCGAUGGUUUUGCAAGGACUCAAGGCAAGUGUUUCUCGUUCUCUUGUGUUUCGCUAAAUUAAGCUUUGGCCAGAUACGGUACUCAAUACCAGAAGAGAUGAAGAAAGGGUCUCUUAUCGGAAAUGUAGCUCAAGACCUUGCACUAGAUCUUAAAAGGCUUCGUUUGGGUCGGGCCCGUAUCGUUACUGGGAAUAACAAUCAGUACACCGAGUUGAAGACAGACAAAGGGAUUUUAGUCGUCAAUGAAAGAAUAGACCGAGAACAGCUUUGUGGCGACGUCACACCGUGUAGCUUCAGUUUGGAAAUGAUCCUCGAAAAUCCAAUUGAGCUUCAUCGCAUCGUCGUUGAAGUAAUUGAUGUUAAUGAUAAUUCCCCUACAUUUCAAAGCAAUGGACUUGACUUCGAGAUAAGCGAGUCGGCGGUAAUCGGAGCACGUUUUGUUUUAGAAAGCGCUGAAGAUUUUGACGUUGGCGUAAAUGAUUUACAUCAAUAUGAGUUAUCUUCGAACGACAAUUUUGCAUUAAAGCAUCUCUCGAAUCCAGACGGGAGUAAAUACGUAGAGAUGGUGCUUCAGAAACCAUUAGACCGAGAGGCACAGUCACGCCUUUCUUUAAAAUUGAUAGCUGUCGAUGGAGGAACACCACAGAGAUCUGGUACAGUAAAUGUGCACGUAACUGUUCUUGAUGUAAACGAUAAUGCACCAAUAUUCAAUAAAACUACAUACAGGGCGUCAGUCAACGAAAACGCUCAAAUUGGAACGUAUAUAACGACCGUGAAUGCUCGUGAUUCAGACAGUGGUCCAAAUGGAAAGAUAACGUACGGAUUGUCUAAAAUGAAAGCGGGAAUAGGGGAGAUAUUUGUUAUAAACGACAGUACCGGUGUAAUUUCAGUUUCUGGGAACAUCGAUUUUGAAAAAGACAAAAAAUACGAAUUCAGAGUAGAGGCUAAGGACCAAGGAGGGUUAACGGACACAAGCCAAGUCAUUAUUGAAAUAGCGGAUGUGAAUGAUAAUGCCCCGGUUUUGAAUGUGAUGUCUUUCACAAACCCAGUGCCUGAGGACACACCGAUAGGCAGCACUAUAGCAGUUAUUAAUAUAAAAGACACAGACUCAGGACGAAAUGGAAACAUACGAUGUUUUAUGGACAAAAGCCUUCCCUUUAAGAUUGAAAUGUCUUUUACAAACUAUUACAACUUAAUAACCAACUCAGACUUUGAUAGAGAAAUUGUUUCCGAAUAUAGCAUUGCUGUGAACGCAACUGAUUUAGGGACCCCAUCCCUUUCCAGCACAACAAUAUUGCACCUUAAAAUAUCUGACGUAAAUGACAAUGCGCCGAGAUUUGGUGAGACAUCGUUUUCAGCGUUCGUUAUAGAAAACAAUUCCCCUGGAAUGUCCAUAUUCACUGUCCUUGCGCAAGACCCUGACUGGAAUCAAAAUGCUAGGAUCUCUUACCUUCUAGAGGAUUCCCAGACAAGUGGAAACCCGGACUCUUCUUAUGUUUCUAUCAACUCUGAAACUGGAGUACUGUAUGCAGCGCGCUCUUUUGAUUAUGAACAAAUUAAAGCACUGCAGCUAGUUGUUAAAGCACAAGAUGGAGGUUCUCCUCCCCUCAGUAGUAAUGUGAUUGUGAAAAUACUGAUCCAGGACCAGAACGACAACGCCCCUCAGGUUCUGUAUCCAGUCCAGACUGGUGGUUCUCUGGUGGCUGAAAUGGUGCCUCGUUCAGUAGGUGUGGGCUAUCUGGUCACUAAAGUGGUGGCUGUUGAUGUGGACUCUGGACAGAAUGCCUGGCUCUCCUAUAAACUACAGAAAGCCACAGACAGGGCGCUGUUUGAAGUGGGCUUACAGAAUGGAGAAAUAAGAACUAUCCGCCAAGUCACUGAUAAAGAUGCUGUGAAACAAAGACUGACUGUUAUAGUGGAGGACAACGGACAGCCCUCUCGUUCAGCUACAGUCAUUGUUAACGUGGCGGUGGCGGACAGCUUCCCUGAAGUGCUCUCGGAGUUCACUGACUUUACACACGACAAGGAGUACAAUGACAACCUGACUUUUUACUUGGUCUUGGCUUUGGCUGUGGUUUCCUUUCUCUUCAUCACGUGUUUAGUGGUGAUCAUAUCAGUGAAAAUCUACAGAUGGAGACAGUCUCGUAUCCUGUAUCAUUCCAGUCUCCCGGUGAUCCCAUAUUAUCCCCCACGGUACUCAGACACUUUGGGGACAGGGACUCUCCAGCACGUGUACAAUUACGAGGUGUGCAGGACCACUGACUCCAGGAAGAGUGACUGUAAGGUCGGCAACGCUGGUAGUCAGAACGUUCUGAUAAUGGACCCCAGUUCUACAGGGACCAUGCAGCGAAUGCAGAGUGAAAAGAGCAUCCUGGAUGAACCAGACUCUCCACUAGAGGUGAGUUCUAUCAGAUGUGAUUGAUUGUACAUUAAUGUUGAUUUGUAGCUCAUUCGAUAUUUUCAGCACCACGGAGAGGGACAGCUCCCCUAAAGAUGAGAGCAGGAAGGUUGACUGAAAUUCAGACUUUGCCAAUAAGUAUUCUGGAGUGAGUCACAAUUUAAAGGAUUGGUACAUGAAUGUCCUGUCAUCAAUUUAAUUACAAUAUGCAUAAUGACUUUUUUGCAGUACUCUGGACCAUUAGAAAUGUAUCCAACUAUCUGCUUAUCUGCAAUCCUGUCGUGCUUGCUGGUGUGUUGAGACCAAUAGUUAUAUUCUAUGUAGAUCUAUAUUCUUUGAACAGAGUGUGUGUGUGUGUGUGUGUGUGUGUGUGUGUGUGUGUGUGUGUGUGUGUGUGUGUGUGUGUGUGUGUGUGUGUGUGUGUGUGUGUGUGUGUGUGUGAGAAAUUGUAAUAUCACAA
This is a messenger RNA of Gadus macrocephalus (Pacific cod), 2927 nucleotides long. RefSeq names its product protocadherin gamma-A11-like. Gene Ontology annotation, molecular function: calcium ion binding. Gene Ontology annotation, cellular component: plasma membrane. Gene Ontology annotation, biological process: homophilic cell-cell adhesion. NCBI's taxonomy places the organism in Eukaryota, Metazoa, Chordata, Actinopteri, Gadiformes, Gadidae. The record is from RefSeq and is a predicted model, not a curated record. The transcript has a single exon. The coding region runs from base 32 to 2491 and encodes 819 amino acids.